AUGGACAAAGGUGACAAUGUGCAACUCAGACAAUGGGAAAACUUCUACGAUUUUCAAAGUCCCAACUUUGUCGUGCCAAUUAACAGCACAAUUGGUCCUGCCCUUGCUUCGUAUAAUCCUUGGGAUUUCGACGUGUCUGAGUUUUACAUGUCGGAAGAUGUCCUCUUUCAACUGAUACUCAAAUGCACGGAUUGCGCCAAAUUGCCCCCUAAAAUGGUAGAAACCUACGAAAAGGGAAUGUCAAACUACAUGACAAAGUUGAUCGUCGACUAUUUGUGCAAAUCACUAAAGCUCAAUUUGAGCCCAUUAAGACUUCAGGAGCCCACUGUGUCCGUCAGCGGUGACGAGAUCUCUGUCGGGCUCAGGCUAAUGGAACGAGAUAUUGAACUAUUUGGUGAGAAAAUAAUUCCUAAAUUGCCUCAAACUUAUAACACAAAUGGCCAGUUUGGUUAG
Molecule: messenger RNA, 453 nt
Organism: Protopolystoma xenopodis
Lineage: Eukaryota; Metazoa; Platyhelminthes; Monogenea; Polystomatidea; Polystomatidae
Source: the annotation of a GenBank genome assembly